Molecule: messenger RNA, 799 nt
Organism: Empidonax traillii (willow flycatcher)
Lineage: Eukaryota; Metazoa; Chordata; Aves; Passeriformes; Tyrannidae
Gene: MRPL12
Product: mitochondrial ribosomal protein L12
Exons: 4
Coding region: 1-618 (205 amino acids)
Biological process (GO): mitochondrial transcription; translation
Cellular component (GO): ribosome; mitochondrial large ribosomal subunit
Molecular function (GO): structural constituent of ribosome
Source: RefSeq, a predicted model, not a curated record
AUGCUGCCCGCGGUGCUGCCCGCCGCGCUCCCCGCCGCCCGCCGGGCGCUGCUCCCGCCGCGCCUGCCGCGCCCGCCGCGCCCCGGGCCCCGCGCCGCCACCGCCACCGCCACCGCCACCGCCGGGCUGCGGGCCCUCGGCACCGGCCCCGCGCGGCGCUCGGAGGCCUUGGCAGGGGCGCCGCUGGACACGGCCGCCAAGGAGUACUCGCCCAAAGUGCGGCAGCUGGUGCGGGACAUCGCGGGGCUCACGCUGCUGGAGGUGGCCGAUCUCAACGCGCUGCUCAAGGAGACGCUGAAGAUCCCUGACGUGGGGGUGAUGCCCGCCGCGGCCGCCGCCUCCGUCGUGCCCGCCCAGGCGGCUCCGCAGGAGGAGGAGGAGGUCCCGCUCAAGAAAGAGAAAACACAUUUCACCGUCCGGCUGACAGAGCUGAAACCCGCUGACAAGGUGAAGCUGAUCAAGGAGGUGAAGAACUUCGUGCCAGGAGUGAACCUCGUGCAGGCCAAGAAGCUGGUGGAGUCCCUUCCGCAGGAGAUCAAGGCAAACGCCUCCAAGGAGGAAGCAGAGAAGAUCAAAGCGGCGCUGGAGGCAGCAGGAGGGACUGUUGUUCUGGAAUAGUCUCACCCCAGAGGGACUGGCACAACGGCUGCUGCCCAAGCUGGGCCUGGACCUUUCCAAGUGCGUGGCGUGGUGGGAGUGCUCUCCCAAAAAACACUGUGGUUUGGCAGAGCUGCUGCCUCCUUCCUCUAUCACCAUGAACUCUACCUUAUAAAUAUAAAAAAAACCAUGUAAAACAGUU